CUUGGAGUUUACUUUACAGGAUACUACCUGGACUUUGCUAUACCAGUAACAAAGUGAUGUCAGAAUGCCUAACAACUUACAUGGGAGAAUACAAUUGAAAAUGAAUAUUGAUACAAUUCAUUUGCGUGUAAUUAUGAUGUACGAGUUUCGGAGAGGAACACGCAUUUCGGAUACCGUAAAAAACAUUUGCUAUGCGGUUGGACAGAACGCUGUGUCGAUUCCAACUUGCGAAAGAUGGUUCGCAAAAUUUAAACGGGGUGAUUUUAAUCUUGAAGAUCAGCCACGCUCCGGUCGGCCUUCUGACAUUGAUGACGAUAUUGUGCGCAAUUUAGUAGAUACCAAUUCACGAAUUUCGACACAAGAAGUUGCUGAGAGAUUAAAUGUUAACAGAUCAACCGCAUUUCGACAUUUAAAAAAACUUGGAUACAAUUUAAGGCUUGAUGUUUGGGUGCCACUUAAUCUGACAGAAAAGAAUAAAAUGGACCGAGUCUCUAUAGCUAAUUCCUUGCUUGGCCGAUUAAAAACCGAUCCGUUUUUGGAUCGAUUAGUAACGGAAGACGAAAAAUGGAUCCAAUACGACAAUGUGGAACGGAAACGAACUUGGAGGAAGAGUAAUGAAAGAUGUCAGCCAAUGCCAAAGGCCGGUUUGUAUCCUCGGAAGGUUAUGAUCUCAGUAUGGUGGGAUUGUAAAAGUGUGCUCUUUUAUGAGCUGCUAUCUGUUGGCGAAACGAUCAAUUCUGAUAAGUAUUGUCAACAAUUGGAUAAUUUGAAGGCAGCAAUUGAAGAAAAACGUCCGAGUUUGGCCAAACGGAAAGGCGUUAUGUUCCAUCAUGGUAAUGCUAAACCCCAUACUUCGAUGCAAACGCAACGCAAGCUCAGGGAGCUAAAUUGGGAUCUUCUAUUACACCCGCCGUAUUCUCCUGAUAUUGCUCCAUCCAACUAUCAUUUGUUUCGAUCGUUACAAAAUAGUUUGAAUGGUAAAAAAUUCGCUUCUUUUGACGAUGUACAAAACUUCGUUUCUUCAUUCUUUAACGAAAAGUCGGCCACGUUUUAUGACAGAGGCAUACGAAUGCUACCAGAACGUUGGCAAAAGAUAAUAGAGAACAAUGGAGAUUACUUGACGAAUGAAUAAAUCGUUUUGCAUUAAAUUACUCAGUCUAUUUUUCUAUCACGAUAUCCAUCAAAACUUUUGCACUCACCCAAUAAUAUCGUAUUUUAUAUUUAUUUUAACGUUGCGAAAAGGUAAGGGCUGCAUCCGGGCAUUACGAAGAAUUUUAAUAACAUUUCUUACUUCCUGAAUAACUAAUUUAAAUAAUUGAUUUUUUGAAAACAAAUAAUAUGUAUUUUAAGUGCACUCUCUGAUUUAUAAUGUAAAGUCACGCAUAUUAUAAUUGUAGAUUUACUUUUAUUUAAAUUGGCAAUUUAGAAAACUAAAAACUUGUCUUUACGUUAUUUAAUUUAACUUUUUGAUAAUUUUAUCGAGUUUUUCUUUCAUUUAUUUCAUAAGUAGUUUCUGUUGACAUCGUAUUAUGAUUUGAUAUGAAAGUAAGACUAUAUUUAAGCUAAGGCCUAUUGUAUAGUAUUCACAAAUAUUUUGGUUUCAAGCGUUCUCUUACUCGCUGUCAUUCUUCGUAGAAUAAGGAAUACUUUCGAUGAUUCCAGUUAUCAAUCUGAACUUUAGUUUAGACACACACGCCUUCAAAUAUAUUUGAAUUUAUUUAAUUACUUUCAACGAAUAUAGAUCUUAUUUGUAAAUAUAAUUUUGCACUAUAAAAAACUCUUUCCUCAAUCAAAAAUAUGUAUUCGGCACGAAGUUGCGUUGUAAAUAAAACGGAUGUGUGCCAGUCGCAAUUUUAAAGUUUAUAUCUUCGUGAAUAAUACAUAUAAAUUAAUAAUUAAGUGAAAUAAAAUCGAUAAUAAACUCACAAUAGUUAUGCUGUCGAGAUACCUCUGACAGGACAUCUCAAAUUGUUUCCAAAACCACGUGUGAUGCAUCGUCUUGGAAUUUUUGCGAUUUACU
Messenger RNA from Ooceraea biroi (clonal raider ant), 2020 nucleotides. Its product is annotated as histone-lysine N-methyltransferase SETMAR. Lineage: Eukaryota; Metazoa; Arthropoda; Insecta; Hymenoptera; Formicidae. Gene Ontology annotation, biological process: DNA integration; replication fork processing; mitotic DNA integrity checkpoint signaling. Gene Ontology annotation, cellular component: nucleus; condensed chromosome; site of double-strand break. The record is from RefSeq and is a predicted model, not a curated record. Gene Ontology annotation, molecular function: single-stranded DNA binding; single-stranded DNA endonuclease activity; DNA topoisomerase binding.